Asparagus officinalis (garden asparagus) is the source of this 648-nucleotide messenger RNA. RefSeq names its product glutathione S-transferase T3-like. Bases 49 to 648 code for a protein of 199 amino acids. The transcript is spliced from 2 exons. Lineage: Eukaryota; Viridiplantae; Streptophyta; Magnoliopsida; Asparagales; Asparagaceae. The record is from RefSeq and is a predicted model, not a curated record.
CAAAUUCAAACAAAAAAAACAAAUUUGGAUUGGCUAUAAAUAACAUUCAUGAGUUCUACUUCAAACCACCCAAUUCGAAGUAUUUCUGAUCUCCAAACCAACCACUUUUUACAAAAAAUGUCUGUUCGAUCAACUGGGUACACGGUUACUGAAGAUGUGCUCCUUUGUCAAGUAUUCUUGGAUAUUUCUCAAGACCCUAUUAUCGGUAGAAACCAGUCUCGAGAUGCAUUUUGGUCUCGUGUGGAGGACAAAUACAAUGAACUUCGAGAUCAGCAUUUUGAGAUGCGUACGAGCCGAUCAAUUCGUUCUCGAAUGGAAAUUAUAAGUAAUGAAGUAAGGAAAUUGAAUGCGUGCUUGAGACAAGUAGAGAAUCUGAAUCCAAGUGGUGCUUCAGAUGAAGAUAUUUUAGUUCGAGCAAAGAUGUUAUUUAUGCAAGAACCGAAGUACAAAAAAGGUUUCAAAUUUGAUCAUGUCUGGAAUAUGGUUAAAAAUUUCGAAAAAUUCAAAGAUGAUGUCCCCACAGCAAGACAAGUUGGUCGAAGACAAUCCCAAAGUGUGAACUUCGACUCGUCACAAUCAGAUAAUCCCACUCCGGAAUCUCCUAUAUCAACAUCUCCUGGAUUGUCAUCAUUUACUCCAUCUGAAUGA